This is a messenger RNA of Penicillium atrosanguineum, 300 nucleotides long. RefSeq lists its product as uncharacterized. The record is from RefSeq and is a predicted model, not a curated record. Gene Ontology annotation, molecular function: flavin adenine dinucleotide binding; oxidoreductase activity, acting on the CH-CH group of donors. The transcript has a single exon. The coding region runs from base 1 to 300 and encodes 99 amino acids. NCBI's taxonomy places the organism in Eukaryota, Fungi, Ascomycota, Eurotiomycetes, Eurotiales, Aspergillaceae.
AUGGCCCAAGAAAACGUACCGCAGACAGAUCCUGCUGUCUAUGCUCAAUACGAGGCCAAAUGGGCCAAUGAGCCAGACACUACCGAGGCAUGGUUGGCCAGAGUACGCGAAGUUGCUGAAGUUUUGGGCCAGGAUGCAGCUCAACGUGAUCAAGAGAACAAGUCGCCCAGAGCUGAGAUUGCUCUUCUGAAGCACUCGGGCCUCUUGAAGCUCCUGGGUCCUAAGAAGUAUGGAGGCGGAGAGCAGCCGUGGAGUGUUGGAUACCAGGCCAUCCGUGAGGUCGCCAAGGCUGAUGGGUAA